AUGUCCCUCGGUCAAAAUUUGGCCUGGAUGCCCCCAGGCCACCUACGACCCCCGGACGAUCACCAUUCCGAUGCGCGCGGAGUCAAUGGGCUGACUAGAGUCUCGUCUGGCGCUCGAACGCCGCAAAUGCGCUUUUCCGCCAGCGAACAGGGCUCUCAAGCCGGAAAUCUGAUAUCCGACGCAGACGCCGCCGCGGAGGAGGAUGCUCGCAUCACCCUCUUCCGCGACCUCUACAAUCGCAGCGAAGCCAAGAUCAACGACUUGUUUAGCGUCAAGAGAAGCACAUCUGCGCCUUCUGACGAAGACGCGAUGAUUUCAGAGCCCCCGGAAAUUACUCCGGCGCGUCCCCAGGACACCGAGCAACCUGCCAAGAAACCUGCGCGGAAAAUCGACGACGACGACUAUGACGAGUAUGAUGAUGAGGAUGAGAGUGAAGCUCAGGAAGAUGCGAACGCGACCCCCUUGAAAGCGAAAUCCGCCGUAACGCCGUUUCACGAUGCGUCGCCAGCUCAACGACCCUCGUCUGCCACGGCUACUCCCGUGGAAGGUGGUAAGGAGACUAAGAAGGAAACACUAGAAGGAAUUCGGAAGAAGCUAGAAGAGGGAAAGAAAGCUACCGAAGAAGCUGCGCGCCAAAGCUUUCAGACAAUCUUCUAUACCCUCGAAAAUGACCAUGAUGCGAUGAAGGAGCAGGAACGACUUGAAGAAUCGGAAAGGCUAGUGGAAGCUGAAAUGUCGGGCCAAGGCGUCAACAACGCAGGGAACAACGCGAGUAAUGUCGCAAAUGGAUAUGGUUCACUGAGUAGUGCCAACCUAGGCGCUUCUAGCCUCACAUUGAAGAAUCUCAUUGCUCGCAUUGAUAUGAAACGUACAAUGGUACAAGCGUCCGAUGCCGAGCUUCGGAGCUUGAUGAGCGAGGUUCGUAAAAACCGGAGUAAAUGGGCAAGCGAGGAGAAAGUUGGCCAGGAAGAACUCUACGAGGCAGCUGAGAAGGUGUUGAGCGAGUUGAAGGCAAUGACUGAACACUCGUCAUUCUUUCUUUCAAGAGUUAACAAACGCGAGGCUCCCGAUUAUCAUACUAUUAUCAAACACCCUAUGGAUUUGGGUUCCAUGACGAAGAAGCUGAAGACCUUACAAUACAAAUCAAAGCAGGAGUUUGUCGACGAUUUGAACCUGAUAUGGGCCAACUGUUUGAAAUAUAACGCCCAGCCGGAACACUUCCUGCGCAAACAUGCUCUUUUUAUGAGAAAGGAGACAGAAAAGCUGGUACCGUUGAUCCCGGAUGUCGUUAUAAGAGAUCGUGCGGAAGUAGAGGCAGAGGAACGGAGACUGCAGCUUGCUGAGAUGGAUGGAGCUGAGGAGAGUGAUGAUGAGCCUAUAAUGUCGUCAAGAGGCAGAAAAGCUCCCGGGAAAAAAUCGCUGAAAGGGGCCGCUCCAAGUCGCCAGACACCUAGUGGCUCAGAAGCUCCAUCUGGCCCAUUAGGCUCCCAGACCAAAAAUUCAGUCGGACCUGAUGUUGAUGGAAUGGCCGAUGGAAGCCAGAAUGGGCUCUCAACGCCGCCAGCCGGGAUACUCACGCCGAUUGGUGCAAAUGGUGUUGGAGCAGCAGGCUCCGGCAGCCAGGUUGAUGCACUGGAGAUGGAUAGUUUUGUCGCGCCUAACCUGACAACCGGCGGCUUAUCUGCGAUAGGAAUCGAAUAUGACGACCCUGAGUAUCAGAUUUGGAAACAAGUAACCAAGAAGGACCGCGCUCUCAUCGCGGCCGAGAGACAUCGCCUUUUCAAGGGUGAUAAACUGAAUAUUGAUGAACCCGCUUUGCUUCGUACCAAGGCAGGCAUGAGACGAUGGCUGAAAAAUCAGAAACAGACCGGGCCUGAGUCUGAUAAAGCAGCUGAGUCAUUGAGCAAUGCUCGGCAGCCUGAGACCAGUGAAACGCUUGCUGAGGGCAUCGAGGAGGAAGAAGACAGAGUCAUUCCAGACUAUUACGAUGUUAUGUCGGGAAUCCCAGACAUCCCACCACAUCUUAUAUGGCGCGAGGAUGCUGAAGGCAAUGUGGUUGACAAUCUCGAAGAGUUUUUGCAUAUCUUGCCAAAAGGAUCAUUCACACAACCUGAUAGCAAACUUUCUCGGAGGAUGGAUGCCAACAUGCGACAAAUGCAAGAGACGAGGAAGAUAUGCUCUAAAGUCAGCAUUGUCAAGCAGAUGCAGCUUCAAUCUCAAGUAUACCAGAAUCAAUUUCAAAAAUACCAACCCGAACCGUUUGUUGAACAGGACGUACCGACGCAUGUCAUGAAUGAUGAAGGCCCUGUGGUGAGCCCUUGGAUCUCGAAGGCAGUACUGCAACGGUCCGUUGCAAAGAUUCUAUAUCAUACGGGGUUUGAAGAAUAUCAACCGUCAGCUUUGGAUGCAGUCACGGACAUCGCAUCGGAAUUUUUUUACAAGAUUAGCCGAACAUUAAAAGAAUACAUGGAAAGUCCAAAGGUCCCUACUGCUGACUCUUCUGAUGCCCCCAAUUCGAGUGCUACGACUUGCAAAUCCCCAUAUACGCAACAGGAGAUUAUACUUCACACUCUUUCAGCAAUGGGAAGUGACAUAGAGUCCUUGGAGUCAUACAUCAAGGACGAUAUUGAACGUGUUGGAACCAAGCUUGGUGUUAUUCAUGACCGUCUACGUGCUCAUUUCACAGAACUCCUUCGCCCUGCCUUUCACGAUACCGGUGGAGAUGGCUCUAAUGCAUUCAACGACGGCAGUGAGCAGUUUGUCGGAGGAGACUUUGCGGAAGAUAUCGAUGAAGAUUUCUUCGGAUUCAAGGAAAUGGGUUUGGAUAAAGAAUUUGGCCUUGCUAGUUUGAGUGUGCCCUUUCAUCUUCUACAAAAUAGGAUGUACAAUGCACACCAAUCACAAAACACAAAUGCAUCUCAAAUUGCCAAUACAAUCUUCCCGCCGCCUCCUCCAUAUCAGCGCGUCACGGCCCAGUCGUUGUCCUCACAAAUCGGUCUGGUACAGAGCUUCUUCCUGCAAAAACUACAGGCCAAUGGAGAAGAGCCUCUCGUUGAAGAUCUCGAGCUUCCUCCCAAACAGCGUCCGUCUCGUCCAAAACUUCCAGCAUCCGGAAAGAUAGUGCCCCCGAACAACGCAGGCAUCCACACCAGUCCCCAGAAACGACCAUUGCCAUCGAGCAUUACUGCACAGUCAUCAUUACCCGGUAAACUAGGACUCUCAUUUGGCGCUGUAGAACCCAGCAAGAAAAAGGCUAAAAAGAGUAACGGGACUACCGCUGAUGCCUCGUCUUCCACAACAACAGCCAUGGGACCUCCUCCCGGUGGUGAUUCCUUCGUUUCGUCAAUCAGCGAUUCAAAAUCCGCCAAUAAUGAUUUGGACAUGAACAACAACAAAGACUCGAAAGCUUCAGAUAUUGUCAACGGCAUAUCAGCAGACUCCAGUGCCGCGUUGACUGGCGAGCAUCAUCCUACUAAAGUCAAUGGAAUCAACACAUCGAAUAACGAAAACGCAGUCAACCAGGGGGUUACCAGUAUGAUGAGCCCAGAGAGCAUUAACGGACAUUCUUGA
This is a messenger RNA of Talaromyces atroroseus, 3570 nucleotides long. RefSeq lists its product as hypothetical. The transcript has 4 exons. Gene Ontology annotation, biological process: regulation of transcription by RNA polymerase II. NCBI's taxonomy places the organism in Eukaryota, Fungi, Ascomycota, Eurotiomycetes, Eurotiales, Trichocomaceae. Gene Ontology annotation, cellular component: SAGA complex; SLIK (SAGA-like) complex. The coding region runs from base 1 to 3570 and encodes 1189 amino acids. Gene Ontology annotation, molecular function: protein heterodimerization activity; structural molecule activity. The record is from RefSeq and is a predicted model, not a curated record.